GGGAAGGUGGGGAGAUUAGACGAGCGCACGGCUCAUUACGUCAUCACCAAAUUAUUGUUUAAUCAUCAAAGGUCAACUUCACUUGACAUUCUCAAAUCUUGAGAAUCGCAAACAAAUCAUAUCCCCGCAAAGUUACACCAAAUUGCCAUGCGAUCGUCAAUGAUACCACGAAGUCUUAUGCGCUCAUGUAGGACGGCUUCUACUCGACCUGCAAUCGUUCGCCACACAGCUCUCGUUUGCCAAACCUGCCACCAGCAAUCCAACCCUCUUUUCCAAGCUGCGGCAGCAAUUUCCUCCCGCAGAAACGCAUCUUCGUCCACGAACCCCUCGCCAUCUGCUUCGCCAGAACAAACGACUCCUCCUUUCGCCUCAACCCCGCAAACCCACUACGAUCUUUUCCCCCUCACUCUUCCUCGCGGCCCGCCACCCUCCGGCCCCUUCCACGUCGACGUUCGUGCGCUGCGCAACGAAUUUCUCCGUCUACAGGCAAGCGCACACCCAGACUUACACUCAGCAUCGAAUAAAGCCCGCGCCGAAGCUACUAGUGCUUUAAUCAACGAGGCAUACAAAACAUUACAAUCGCCUCUGUUGCGUGCGCAAUAUCUGUUGGGACUUCAGGGAGUAGAUGUACAUGAUGAGACUGGAAAGACAGGAGGGGAAGAGGGGGAUAAUGAGUUAUUGAUGGAAGUUUUGGAGACAAGAGAGGAAAUGGAGGAGGCGGAGGAAGAGGGAGACUUGGAUGGAUUGAAGGCUCGAAAUGAGGAGCGAAUUGUUAAGAGUGAGGAUGUGGUAGGGAAGGCUUUGGAGUCUGGGGAUAUGGAGACGGCAAGGAGAGAGACGGUCCGGUUGAGAUAUUGGGUCAAUGUGAGGGAUAGUUUGCAUGCGUGGGAGAAGGGCAAGCCGGUUGUUAUGGUGCAUUGAGGAAGUUUGACGGGCAUUGGGAAGUGGGUAGAAGCCAUGGGUUCUUCGCAUUCUAUAUCGUUUUUGACUACGACUUUGAGAUAUUCCCAACACGGACAUCAGGCGAUAGUACUUGCGUCGGGCUGAAUCAGUCGUUCAACACACGGCAAAUGAAGUUGGCUUUGGCUCAACUCAGAAACUAUUUUCAUGAGGUGGCUGAGAUGUGGCAAAAAUACUGCCUCAUCAACCCAAAUCGAUCAAAUCAACACAUCACAUCUAGUCCGAAAGGAUGCUCCUCCACUUCCUCUCAACGAUUCCAAUACAAGGUCGCAGCGGCCCGAGAAUACAAAGCGCUACCUGCAUGUUUAUGCUAGAAGUUUGAACGCAUGUUCUUAAGGAACAUUUAAAAAAAGAUUAGAGGCGGAAACUUAAGGUAAAAGCAUUUUGAGGGUAAAUCAUGCCCAAAAUUUAGAUAUACCCGGCUCGAGCAAUCAACGAAGCCUCUUUACAGUUCCCUAUUGUAUAAUAAAAAAUUCACAACUCCGGUUCGUUCUCAUCUACUUGUUCUUUUGCGUAUGGGUGGAAAUGGCGCUCUGAACCUAACCAGUCUGUUCAACAGAAGAUCGAGAAGAGGCUACUAAUGAUAGUUUCAGCAUCAGUCGCCAUGGCGAACUAUUUCAAGACGUAGGUAUCUCAAUCAUAGACUGUUGUCCCAUCUAGCCAUGUAAUUGUUCAUAUCGCCAUGAGAACUUAUGUCUUCUAUAAUCUUUAAUUGAUCA
Molecule: messenger RNA, 1679 nt
Organism: Botrytis cinerea B05.10
Lineage: Eukaryota; Fungi; Ascomycota; Leotiomycetes; Helotiales; Sclerotiniaceae
Gene: Bcjac1
Product: Bcjac1
Exons: 1
Coding region: 148-921 (257 amino acids)
Biological process (GO): protein complex oligomerization; [2Fe-2S] cluster assembly
Cellular component (GO): mitochondrion
Molecular function (GO): ATPase activator activity; protein-folding chaperone binding
Source: RefSeq, a predicted model, not a curated record